Molecule: messenger RNA, 1872 nt
Organism: Cotesia glomerata
Lineage: Eukaryota; Metazoa; Arthropoda; Insecta; Hymenoptera; Braconidae
Exons: 4
Coding region: 483-1115 (210 amino acids)
Source: RefSeq, a predicted model, not a curated record
UUCAUUUUUUUUAAUUGAAUCCUCUUUAAUAAAACUAUUGUUUCUUAUUUGUAAAAAAAGAGCAAAGGUUAAAGUAAAAGGAGAAAUUGAUGGUAAGAACGCACUCUGCCUACUGUAAUAUCGGUAGCAGCUGCUUUUCCGCUGUUACUAUCCUCUCGAAAAUGUUUUUGUAUGCGAGUGUGUGUGCAUGUAUGUUACAGUCAUACCUGGUCGCUCCCCGAGACUCAGAAUUCAGAAUCAACCGCUUCUUGCCGAUUCAGUGCAUCCAGAGCCACGCGGCUCGAUGGUGAAUAGAUUAAGUGGAAAAAUUCUCAACUAUGCGAUCUGGAAAAUUUGGCAAGUGUGAUUUUUACUAGUGCAGUGCAUAAUUAUUUUUUUUUUUUUUUUUUAAUUACCAAAUUAAUUAGUAGCGGAAAUUAAGUGGAUGGAAUAAACCGUCAGGUGGUUAUACAUAUAUACAUAAUCCAGGAUAUAAAAGAAUCAUGCGAGACACUAGUGACAUGAUGGAAGACGCCAUGUCAGAGGACACGAUGAUGGAUUGUGGAGGUGAUGGUGGCGUCAGCGAUCUCAGUGAUUUAACGACAGAUAUUUCAGAUACUUCGGAAAAUAUUCGUGUGGCGGCAGAACGGCUUCUGAAUCUUCUGGGAGUCGAGGAUGAAGACGAUGAUUUUCUGUCAUCCGAGGACGAAGGAGUCGAGCUGGACAUCGACGACGAGGACGACGACGUGAUAUUUUCCGACGACGAAAACAACCGACUGCUCCAACAACUGGCAAAUUCUCUCGCUGAAGAACUUAAAGCUAGUUCGCAUCGGCAAUCUUCACCUUCAGCUUCUUCUCUAGCUCCUCCAGCUUCAUCAGCGACUCGAAAACACCAAAGCUACCACGCGGACUUGGAAGACCUGGAGCUGGACUAUCGGUCCCACAAAAGGCUCAAAGUAGACAAUGUCCAAAAUUCUAGUCCCGUGUGUUCGUGGAACACCGGGUGGGACGCCUGUGCUACCGAAGCUGUGAGAUAUUUAAUGGAAGAAGAGGGUCUUGCUGGUCAUCAUCCAACUGUCCUGGCGCUCAAAAAUCACCUGGCGUUACAACGGAAUUUAUCAGCGUACAAAACUUAGUAACAUUUCAUAUAGUUCAUUAUUUGUAUUUAUCUCUUUUCAUCUACUUCUUUUUUUCAUUUUCAUUAUUAUUGAUUAUAAUAAUAAUUAAUAAUUUAUAACAGUGAUUGAUUAUUAGCGAAAUUGUAUACUUAAUAUUAUUGAUUCAAUGAUAAGUUGAUUGACAGAUUUGUGAUGUAAUGAUAGUGAUUAAUUUUUAUGGUCAUGUGAUUAUUCGAAAAAUUUUAUUAAGAAAAAAAAAUCUGCCCGGGACUCGAUCUUAGGUUCUCCAAGCUAUUGACCGAGCACUUCAUCCCUCAGCCAAGUCAAAUUUUUGGACUCCCUCCAAAUUAAACGGGAAAAAUUCUAAAAUACUCAGAUCGACUCCCCGAAUUCAGAAAAAGUGUUAUCAAAUAAAAAUUUUCAAAAAUUUCUAUAAUUCUUGAUCAAAAUAAAAUUUUCUAAUGAUCAUACUGCCGUAUUACUAUCACGAUGUACUGAUUUUUCUUACGUUUAUAAUUAGGCUAUUUAAUUAAGUAUUUUAAAUAUCGAUCAAAUACCCGAAUGUGUAUUGCAUUUACUAAUUUAAUUUGAUAAUAAAUAACCUGCUUAGUAUUUAAAAAUCAAGAGUUCAAGCAGGUCUUGUUAGUCUCACAGUUACACGGAAAUAAGUACUCGGAGUACUAAUUAUAAUCAUAAUAAUAAGCGUUCAAACAAGUGAUUACUUUUAAAAUUCUGGACUCUAAUUUUACUUUUAAGAAUCUUUUAAAUAAAUUUA